This is a messenger RNA of Coniophora puteana RWD-64-598 SS2, 2294 nucleotides long. Its product is annotated as WD40 repeat-like protein. NCBI's taxonomy places the organism in Eukaryota, Fungi, Basidiomycota, Agaricomycetes, Boletales, Coniophoraceae. The coding region runs from base 16 to 2268 and encodes 750 amino acids. The record is from RefSeq and is a predicted model, not a curated record. The transcript is spliced from 8 exons. Gene Ontology annotation, molecular function: protein binding.
GCCGCCCUCGAGGGCAUGUCGGACCGCGACGUUGAAGCACUUACAUACCAGCUCCUCGGCCGCCUGCCUCGGUCCAAGCUCGCGGACAUCCAGCGACGCAUAGACCCCAUGCUCCGCUUUGACUUGAUUUCUCACCUCCCCACCGAGCUCGCGCUCAAGGUCUUCUCCUGCCUGCCCGCGCCGGACCUGCUCGCGUGCGGGCGCGUGUGCAGGCGCUGGCGCGCCGUCGCGGACGACCAGGCGCUCUGGCGCGCGCUGUGUGCCGCGCGCGGGUGGCGGUGGCGCUCGAACGGCGUGUUGUCUGAUAGCAAGGCGAAGAGGCGGAGUGCGUCGCUCACGGGCGCGGGGGGCGGUGAGGGGGCGAGGCGGCGCGAGAGGGAGGACGGGGACGAGGACGAGGGGAUGGGAGAUGAAGAAGAGGACGACGAGAGCGAGAGCGAGGACGAGGGGAUGGGGAUGGGUGAGCGGUUGGAUGGCCAUGUUGGGGCGGGUGCGGGCGCGGCACAAGACGAGAGCGCCGACUCGGGGUUUCAGUCCAUGGUCAACGGUUCAAUGGACGUCAUGCGAGUCGGCGAACGAGAAGAUGCGUUCCGAGUACAUUCGCCGCAGGCGAUCUCCCCUGCGCGCUCGACGGCUUCGGACGCUACGAUCGUGCUUUCUGCGACACCGACACCUGCGAGACGCACCGUCUCCGCCGGCCCCUCACUAUCUCGCCUGCCCAUCCGCCUCGCGCCCUCCUCGUCAUCUUCUCGGCCCUCUGUACCCGCCGCACCGACGCCUUUAGCGCCGGACUACAAGCUCCUCCACCGCACGCACACGCUGCUGCACGCCCGCGUCCGGCGCGGCGCGUACCGCCUGCGCACGCUCCCUGGCCCGAGUGGCGGCGGACACACCGCAGCCGUGUACUGUCUCGCGCUGUGGACGUACCCUGCGCACUUCCAGUCUCGGACGCAGCGCGCUCCUCGCUUUAACAAUGGCAGCGGUAGCAGGAGCGGCGAGCCGCUGCAGGUGCUCUUCACGGGCUCGAAGGACCGCACGGUGCGCGAGUGGGACGUGCGCACGGGGAGGCUGAGGCGCGUUAUUGCGGGGAGACACAGCUCGUCUGUGCUUAGUCUUUGUGUUGCGCCUUCGCGCUCUCAGGUUGGCACCGAAGAUGGUGAAGACGACGGCACCGACGAGCUGGGCGACGCGGGUCUGCUGGUUACAGGCGGGAGCGACCGGCUCGUGACGGUGUGGGACCUGGGCAAGGACAGACUCGUCAAGGCGCUCAGGGACCACCUCGACAGUGUGCUGUGUGUAAGGGUGGACGGGGGCAGGCUGGUGACGUGCUCGAAAGAUCGCACGGUACGGACGUACGCCUUUCCUUCGCUGCAGGCGCAGUUCGUCCUGGAGGGCCACCGCGCGGCCGUGAACGCGGUGUCGGUCGUUGGGGACACGAUCAUCUCGGGCUCGGGGGACCGGUCGGUGAGGGUGUGGGACGCUCGCACGGGCGAGCUUGUGCAGUCGUUCGAGGACCAUCAUAGUCGCGGGAUCGCGUCUAUCGAGUUCCACCCGCCGUUCCUCCUCUCGGGCUCGUCGGACCGCCACGUGCGGAUGUUCGACAUCUCGACGUCGCAGGGGUGGUCGACGAGCCACCGGUACGAUACUGCGGCCCAGGCCGCGGUCGCGCCUCAGAUGGGUGCGGCGCCGUACGCUUCGGCGGCGAUGGCGAACGCCGCUCUGGCUGGCGCAAGUGCCACUUCAACGAUGGCGGCGGGCGGCUCGUUCAUGCAGGGCGUGCAGCUGCACGGCUCGCUCUCGCAGACUCUUUUGCAGGGCUCGGUGGGUCUGGAUGCGGCGGGCGCGGACUUCGGCCACCCUGUGGCGGCGCCUAAUUCGACCGUGACGCUCGGGCAUCACAACUACACUCAUAAUGGUGGAGUGGGUGUGGGUGCUGCUCAGCAGCCGCAAACGGUGCUGAUGCAGUGCGGCUCGUGUCGCGCGCGGGCGGUGACGGCGAUACCGAUCCGGGCAUAUGAGCGGCACGGGCAGCUGGUGAGGAGUGUUGCGCUCGGGGACGAGUUCGCGAUCACGGGGAGCUAUGAUUUGAGUAUUAAGGUGUGGGAUCGGAAGACGGGUGCGCUGGUCGCUGAUCUCGUCGAGGGGCAUGUGGGGCGGAUAUUUUGUGUGGGGUUUGACGGCGCGAAGAUCGUGUCGUGUGGAGAAGACCAGAGGGUGUGCAUAUGGGACUUUUCGCAUGGGAUGGAUACGUCGUUCAUCGAGUUGUAGUCUUUUUUUUUGUCACGAUCAAUGAG